GCCCUCCUUGCCGCCCGCGCUGCCGCCGCCGCCGCCGCCGCCGCCGCUACUGCUGCGGGGGCCGCGGGGGGCGCAGCUGGGGCGCGGCUCGGAGGGGAGGCUAGGGGGCCGUGCCAGGCCCGAAGCCGAGGCGGGGCCGGGAUGCGGCGCUGAGGCCCAGCAUGGCCAGCCCGGGCCCCACCUUCCCGCUGCACCGGCUCGUCUGGGCGAACCGGCAUCGCGAACUGGAGGCCGCACUGCACAGCCACCAGCACGACAUUGAACAGGAGGACCCCCGCGGGCGGACCCCACUGGAGCUGGCCGUGUCUCUGGGAAACCUGGAGUCCGUGAGAGUGCUCCUUCGACACAAUGCCAACGUGGGCAAAGAGAACCGCCAGGGCUGGGCAGUCCUGCAGGAGGCAGUCAGCACUGGAGACCCGGAGAUGGUGCAGCUGGUGCUCCAGUAUCGGGACUACCAGAGGGCCACGCAGAGGCUGGCGGGCAUUCCGGAACUGCUCAACAAACUUCGCCAGGCCCCUGAUUUCUACGUGGAGAUGAAGUGGGAGUUCACCAGCUGGGUGCCCCUUGUGUCCAAGAUGUGCCCAAGUGAUGUGUACCGCGUGUGGAAGCGGGGUGAGAGCUUGCGAGUAGACACCAGUCUCCUGGGCUUCGAGCACAUGACCUGGCAGCGGGGCCGGAGGAGCUUCAUCUUCAAGGGCCAGGAGGCAGGAGCCCUGGUGAUGGAGGUGGACCAUGACCGGCAGGUGGUGCAUGUGGAGACGCUGGGGCUCGCUCUGCAGGAGCCCGAAGCACUGCUGGCCGCCAUGCGGCCCAGCGAGGAGCAUGUGGCCAGUCGCCUCACCUCUCCUAUCGUCUCCACCCACCUGGACACUCGUAAUGUGGCCUUUGAGAGGAACAAAUGUGGUAUCUGGGGCUGGCGGUCUGAGAAGAUGGAAACUGUUAGCGGCUACGAGGCCAAGGUGUACAGUGCCACCAACGUGGAGCUGGUGACACGCACACGCACGGAGCACCUCUCUGAUCAGGACAAGUCAAGGAGCAAAGCGGGGAAGACUCCGUUCCAGUCCUUCCUGGGGAUGGCCCAGCAGCAUUCCUCCCACACCGGGGCCCCCGUGCAGCAGGCAGCCAGCCCCACCAACCCCACAGCCAUCUCCCCUGAGGAGUACUUCGACCCCAGCUUCAGCCUGGAGUCACGGAACAUAGGCCGCCCCAUCGAGAUGUCCAGCAAAGUACAGAGGUUCAAGGCAACAUUGUGGCUGAGUGAAGAGCACCCGCUCUCCCUGGGUGACCAGGUGACGCCCAUCAUCGACCUAAUGGCCAUCAGCAACGCUCACUUUGCCAAGCUGCGCGACUUCAUCACCCUGCGCCUUCCACCUGGCUUCCCCGUCAAAAUUGAGAUUCCCCUUUUCCACGUGCUGAAUGCCCGCAUCACCUUCAGCAACCUGUGUGGCUGUGACGAGCCCCUGAGCUCCGUGUGGGUGCCGGCCCCCAGCUCUGCUGUCACCGCGUCAGGGAACCCUUUCCCGUGCGAGGUGGAUCCCACCGUGUUUGAAGUGCCCGAGGGGUACAGUGUGCUGGGCACGGAGCGCAGCGAGCCCCUCCGAGACGAGGAUGAUGACCUCCUGCAGUUCGCCAUCCAGCAGAGCCUGCUUGAAGCGGGCACUGAGGCGGAGCAGGUGACCGUCUGGGAAGCCCUGACCAACACCCGGCCCGGUGCCCGUCCUCCUCCCCAGGCCACGGUUUAUGAGGAACAGCUUCAGCUGGAGCGGGCCCUCCAGGAAAGCCUGCGGCUGUCCACAGAGCCCAGGGGCCCAGGAUCCCCUCCCAGGACACCCCCAGCCCCCGGCCCACCCAGCUUUGAAGAGCAGCUGCGCCUGGCCCUGGAGUUGUCUUCACGGGAGCAGGAGGAGCGGGAGCGGCGCGGGCAGCAGGAGGAGGAGGACUUACAGCGGAUCCUGCGGCUGUCACUCACCGAGCACUGAGCCACAGCCCCGGGAGGGCUGGCCAGGCCACUCCCUGCCCGCUUUUGUAAUUUAUUUAUUUAUAAACUCUCUGCUGCUGAGCUUGGGGCCUGGAGCCCCAGGAAUGGGCAGGCAGGGGAGACUGAGAUGGAAAUAAAGAGACUGUGGCAGCA
This is a messenger RNA of Symphalangus syndactylus (siamang), 2131 nucleotides long. It is a transcript of the gene ANKRD13D, whose product is annotated as ankyrin repeat domain 13D. Gene Ontology annotation, cellular component: cytoplasm. Lineage: Eukaryota; Metazoa; Chordata; Mammalia; Primates; Hylobatidae. The record is from RefSeq and is a predicted model, not a curated record. Gene Ontology annotation, molecular function: protein binding.